Messenger RNA from Rhagoletis pomonella (apple maggot), 3004 nucleotides. RefSeq lists its product as uncharacterized. The transcript has a single exon. The annotation marks the transcript as partial. NCBI's taxonomy places the organism in Eukaryota, Metazoa, Arthropoda, Insecta, Diptera, Tephritidae. The record is from RefSeq and is a predicted model, not a curated record.
AUGUCAAAGCCCCCACAGCAAAAUGAAUCCACUCGAUCACACGAGGGUGGCAAAUCUCAAAUAGCUUUAAACCCAUCAGCUCAAACCUUUCAAGUUGAAAGCACUCAGAGUCAGACCACGACUCAUCAAAACCCCACGUCAUCCAGGUUAACGCACACUGCUCAGCUUCUUACAGAACCGUCACAGAAGCAGACUCGUAAGGUGCUUUUAGCCACCGCUCUCGUCACGAUCAAGAACGACGGCACGGGUCAGUCCAUGGUAGUACGUACGCUAUUAGAUCAAGGCUCUGAAUGCACACUUAUUUCAGAGCAUGCCGUUCAAACACUCUGUUUGACACGCAACCGUGCUUCGGCAGAUAUAUCUGGGGUGGGCAGCAACGUCGCGCAUCGUUGUAAGCACACUGUGAAUUUCACAAUGCACUCAUAUGUGAACCCUAACUACCACGUCGCGGUCGAUACCGCCUUUGUUUUAAAGGCGCUCACCAAUAAAUUGCCAAGUCAAACAAUUGAGCCAAACCAAUGGGCUCAUAUUCGAGGACUGCAGUUAGCAGAUCCUACGUACUACCAGCCACGUUGUAUAGACUUACUUCUGGGUGCCGACAUGUUCGCUAACCUUUUAUUGCCGGAAACACGUAUUGGAGGACUUUAUGAACCAAUAGCCCAGCGCACCCAUCUGGGAUGGAUAUUGUCUGGCAAUACUACUUCCACCCCCAAAGUUGAUGCUGCUAGUCUUCAUUGCAACCAUGUCACUCUCGAGCUGGAAUCACUUGUACAACUUUUUUUCGAAAUCGAUCAAGUACCGACCGAGAGAUCUCUCUCGCAAGAAGAAAACUGGUGUGAAACACAUUUUCAACAAACGCAUAUGCGCCAACCAAAUGGGAAAUAUUUAGUGAGACUUCCAUUGAAAAAUUUGUUUGAUGAAUCUCAAACCCUCGGUAAAUCCAAAAAAAUUGCACUCAACCGCUUUCAUUCACUGGAGCGAAAACUACAACGCAACGAUGAAUUGCGAGCCCGGUAUGAAGGGUGUAUUCCGGAAUAUUUCACCCUGAAUCAAAUAACUCCUGCUACGACAACUGAGGAGCAGCAUUCCGUCAAACUUGCCUCAAGUGCUCCAACAGUCGCAUCAUGUGUAUUACCUCACCACGCUGUGAUCAAAGAGGAAAGUCUAACCACAAAGCUAAGAAUCGUGUUUGACGCCUCGUGCAAGACUAGCAAUGGCAAAUCGUUAAAUGACGUACUGUGUGUGGGACCCGCACUUCAAAAUUAUCUGCCAGCAGUAGUUUUAAAUUGGAGAAAACACAAAUUUGAGUUUACAUCUGAUAUCCAAAAAAUGUAUCGGUGCAUAGACAUGCACACAGAUGACUCGCAAUAUCAACGCAUUUUGUGGCGAAACGAAGCAAAUGAAAUUCAGGAGUAUUGUCUCACGACAGUCACAUUUGGGACUGCUUCCGCUCCAUAUACCGCGAUACGAAUCCUCCACCAACUGGCUGAAGACGAAAGUACAUCGUAUCCGUUAGCAGCACCUGUCCUUCGGAAUGAAAUGUAUGUUGACGACGUACUAUCUGGCGGUCCCUCCGUUGAGAUCGCCACCGAAAUUCGCAAACAAGUAACCUUAGCAUUGCGCUCCGCUGGCAUGGAACUUCGAAAAUGGAGCAGCAACUCAUCGGCGGUGCUGGACGGUAUUCCCACCGAAAACAGGUCAGACAGUAAUGCCUUACAGUUAAAUAGCAGCGAUACCGUUAAAACCCUUGGCAUUCUGUGGCAACCGAACAAGGACGUUUUUAAAUUCCGGCUCAACUUCGAAAUUGAUUUUACUGCCACCAAACGGUCAGUGCUCUCAACUAUAGCUCGUCUGUACGACCCACUGGGAUUAAUUGCACCGGUUAUUGUAGCAGCCAAAAUCAUCCUGAAAUCGGUAUGGUCCUUUAAGGUACAACGCGAUGAGCACACGUUCACACCAUUGGCAUGGGAUGAAACGCUACCAACAAAUCUAAAUCACCAAUGGCAACGUUUUCUAAAUACUGUAUCGGAGGUGCCCUGCAUCACGGUGCCGAGAUGGUUGAACUAUGAGCCAAAUCAUGUUAAAUCAUUACAACUCCAUGUAUUUUGCGAUGGCUCGACAGCUGCAUAUGCAGCAUGUGUUUAUCUACGGGUAGAAUGCAGUGAUGGUAAAAUUUUUACAACGCUUCUCACCGCAAAAAGCAGAGUCACCCCGACAAAACCGUUGACUAUACCACGCGUCGAGUUGUGCGGAGCAGUGCUGGCGACUGAAUUAAUGGAAUGGACCAAAAAAUCAUUGUCAUUACCGUAUACAAAUCUAAAAACAUUUUAUUCGACCGAUGCUACGAUUGUGCUUUACUGGAUAAAUGGCGAUCCGAAUCGAUGGCAAACAUGGGUUUCAAACCGAGUUGGCAAGAUACUACAAACCUCUUCACCGUCACAAUGGAGUCACGUCGAUACUAUGCAAAAUCCAGCUGAUUGCGGAACCCGAGGCCUAACACCAGUCAGUUUAUCAAUUUUCAGGCUAUGGUGGUCCGGCCCAGAGUGGUUGCUGUCAGAUGAAGACUCCUGGCCGAAAUUUAGCACGACUGAAUUGCACAUCAACGAAGAAAUAGCUGAAGUUAAAAGGAAGCCGCUUCAAGCAAAUUUCACGAUUUGUCAAGACUCCGUUAUUCUUCGGUACUCGUCGCUAACGAAGCCCGUACGCGUUUGUGCGUACAUUCUCCGUUUCGUGCAGAAUAGCCAAGUUCAGAGCUGUGCCCGCAUAAGUGGACCUUUGUCGGUCACCGAGCUAAAUCAAAGUCUAGCAAAGGUUGUCAGGCUCGUACAACAAGAAACAUUCAACACCGAAGUACACAACGUUCGCAAUAAAAAGCCUGUUCCACAUAGAAGCAAGCUUACUAGCUUAACUCCGUUUCUUGAUGAGCAGCAAAUUCUUCGUGUGCGUGGGCGAAUUCCGCGCUCUAAUCUUCCAUUUGAUCAGGAGCACCCCAUCAUUUUACCAA